Molecule: messenger RNA, 1518 nt
Organism: Beauveria bassiana ARSEF 2860
Lineage: Eukaryota; Fungi; Ascomycota; Sordariomycetes; Hypocreales; Cordycipitaceae
Exons: 2
Coding region: 1-1518 (505 amino acids)
Source: RefSeq, a predicted model, not a curated record
AUGCAAGUGCUCAAUAACGCAGAGUUCUUGCCGAAGUUUCUCAGCGAUUACUGGCCGCGGUUCUCUAAAGGCACGAAACUGGCUUUUCUCCGCUACACCGCCGAGCUACUUCCCCAGCUAGAGCCCGAACUUUUCCACCAAAGGCUACACGAGCAGGCCGGCUGCUUCUCUCAUGCGUUUCCCACGUCUUUGAAGCUUUUUCCAACUAUAGCAUCGGGGCAAACAUCGGAGCCAUUUUCAACAACGAUUCCCCAGCAAAACACCCACAGACAGCAAACGCUUUCAAAAGAUGCGCCGCCAGCCACGUUAUCUUCGCCGCAAGUGUCCCGGCAAUCCAGCCCGACAGUGUCGCUGUCAACUACUCUGUCCUCGCCACGAGUCUCCAGACAACUUAGCCCGACAGAGUCGCUGUCAAUUGCUCUAUCCUCGCCGCGAGUUUCCCGGCAAUCUGUCUCUCAACAGUCACUACGGACCACUGUGAAGCCGCCGCGACGGCAUCGUGGGCAGAAGUGCCUUCCUCGUACACUGGAGGAUGUGGGAGAAGUUCAAGCCCUCUGUAGAUACACUGCAGAGUUAUUCUUUUCCCGUCGUCGAACCGCCGGUUCAGACCUCUACUCUGCCUUGAAGAGUUGUGAUGAUGAGACGAAACUCUCCCAAAUCGAAUUUCGGGCACGCUGCUUCGGUCUUCGGCACCUUCAGCUUUAUUUGACCAAAAACGAGCAACGAUCGCAAUCCGACCAAUUCACUAAACAAACGGCGAAAGCCGCAAUUAUGGAUGCCGUGGCCCAUCAUAACCCGACUGUAAACAGAUCAGAAAUCACAAGCAACGUUGACCGGUUUCUCUUAUGUGCGAAGAAUCUCCAACGUGUCCGGGACAAGCAUUCACUCAGCGCUGUCUUCUUGCUAGACGCCGGGUGCCGUUCUUAUUAUGAGCAAAACCGGACGAAGGAGGUUCUCGAUAAAUUUGAUAACAGACUGAGACAUGACGGCGCGAAAACGACUGUUCAAAUUGGGGAACUUGCGGAGGAUGACCCUUGGAAGAAGCUCGAAACAACGGCCUACGAAUAUCUGAAAUACAUAUUUGACGAGUUUGUGAAAUGGUUUUAUUGCAGCAAUAUGACUCCCCCUGCGAAAAGGCUGAAAUUUUCGAAUCAAUCUCAACCGCCAACGGAGGCAAAUUACGAGGCACAGCCUGAUGAAGCAGACACUAUCCCCACCUUUCGGACAGACAACUCAAUGUUACCACCAGGCGAUCUCAACGCGGGCGGCGGAUACGCACCCGCAAACGAUGCGGCACAAGACGAUAGCACCCGCAGUUGCGUUGAUGACUUGCGCCUUGGCAUUCCCACCGACUACUUCACGCUGGAUAACAUGCCAUCACCAUAUCAAGAGCUCACAUCAGCCAACGUUUACGCACCCGCAAACGAUGCGGCACAAGACGAUAGCACCCGCAGUUGCGUUGAUGACUUGCGCCUUGGCAUUCCCACCGACUACUUCACGCUGAAUAACAUGCUAUGA